This is a messenger RNA of Aspergillus tubingensis, 1179 nucleotides long. RefSeq lists its product as uncharacterized. The record is from RefSeq and is a predicted model, not a curated record. The transcript is spliced from 3 exons. Lineage: Eukaryota; Fungi; Ascomycota; Eurotiomycetes; Eurotiales; Aspergillaceae. Bases 1 to 1179 code for a protein of 392 amino acids.
AUGCCCCGCAACCUACCAUGGCUGAUGAACGCAGCAACGACAACAAUCAAACGAGAACCAAAGGCCUCUUCUUCAGAUACACCGCGUCGAACCGUGAAGCGCGAGAGCAGAGCCAAGGAGGAAGAAGCAGAAGAAGAAGAAAACGAUGUGACACCAAAAGCCGAGGCGGCGAUGACUCCAGGGUCGAGGAUGAAGAAGCGCGAUUUCAUGCGGUCUUCUCCUACGCCGCCGUCCUCUCCCAUCCAUCGCUGCCCGUCUGAAGAAUACCUCCGCGAAGGCUUCGACAACGACGACAUAUACAUGAUGGUCGAAGACGAAUUCUACGCGGUCGCGCAAACCUUCACCCAACACCUACACUACGCAGAAUACGUCCGACGGAAGAAAGAGGCCAAGCUGCAGAAUGCCACCACCAUACAGAAUAUCGCUCGACCGACCGAUGGCGUAACUGCGCAGAGCGAGGAAGCUAAACGCAAGGCUGCGGCGGAGGAUUUGUCCGCUCAGCAGAAGGAGGGGCUGCAGAAGAUGGUGGAGGGUGGACGACCUGCUAUAGAUUCGGAAGAGGAGGAGGAUGAUGAUGAUCAGGAGGAUGAUACUUGGGCGGGUACGUCGCUGCAUGAUCUGCUAAUUAGUCCACGAAAGGCGCGGUCGUUAGUCGGCAUGCAGGGUAUCAAGUCGACGACGCGGGCGGCUGCUGGACUGGGGGCGUCAGCAGGGAGCGGCGCGGUUACCGAUGGGGCGGCAAGGGAGCGACAGGAUGCGAUGGAGGACGGCGAUCAACUGGAUGAAACGACGGAUGACGACGAUCUAGACGCACGGACGAGGACCCUGACGGGGCCGAGUCGUGUACAGCAUCAGCAUCGUACUGCUACGCCUACGCCUAUGCCUACUGCUGCUAGCUCGCGAAGCAGCCCGAUGAAUAAUCGAUCUACAGGGGACAGUGGAAUCAGAAGAGUGCAGUCUAUGAGUGGUAGAUACAGUACACCGAGGGCGACCAGAUCCAAGAAGAGAUUAAUAUUCGAUGAUGACUUUGACGGGCUUCCAGAGCCGUCUCGGUCAAGCAAUCAGAUGCAGGGCCCGAUAUCAUCCCCGUCAUUAGGUCGAAGAGCACCAAAUCCACGAGGCCCGGAUCCAAAGGCAAAGAAAUCGCGUCUCAAUGAAGUUCCAACAUUCUUGUUUUGA